This is a messenger RNA of Cantharellus anzutake, 2116 nucleotides long. RefSeq lists its product as uncharacterized. The record is from RefSeq and is a predicted model, not a curated record. The transcript has a single exon. Lineage: Eukaryota; Fungi; Basidiomycota; Agaricomycetes; Cantharellales; Hydnaceae. Bases 50 to 1960 code for a protein of 636 amino acids.
AUUAGCACAUGAUCAUUUGAGCACACUUUUUUGACUCCUCACAAUCACGAUGACCACGCUCAACGAGGCCGACAGUUGCAGUGACUAUGACCCGUUGUUCGAUGGAAGUGAUGCUUCCGAGCAUGGUGACGCUCCCAAUCAGAGUGGCAGCCAUGGCUCUUUUUCUCCAGGUGAUGCCGCUGGCGGUAAGUCCCUUGCGGGGGGAAUAGCUCCGGCCUUCCACUCUACAUUGGCUUUGCCAACGAGCUCAGAUGUUAAGACAGUCCAGGGAACUGUUCUGACGCGCAGUGUUAAAAAUGUGGGGACUAUUGCACUUCCUGUGUCCCUCACGAACCGUGCUGAACAUAAAUUCUCUCCAUCCUCAAUUUCUGCCUCAAUUAGCGGUACACCAGAUGUUUCCAGUUGGAAAACGAGCCUGCGUAAGCGUGGAAGAGGCCAACAGGUGGACUCGAUGCCAUCCGCAGUGAUGUCGAAAGCUCCCAGCGCUUCCCCUAUCCCUCUUACCGCACUGCGACCUGGAACUUGUCACACCGGUGUCUAUUCAACCCAGCGACAAUUUGCGCCUCCCCCAGUGAAGCGCCCUCGAGUGGAGUACAGACCUCCAACCCCGGCGGAUACAUCUUCUUAUGAAGGUCAAGUUUUGGCAAAAUUCAUGACAGACCCAUCUUGUAUCACCACCGUACGGGCGUACAUCCAUCUUCUGGCUGAUCUGAUCCCCUCAUGGAAGAUUACGACAAAUCCCCCUUUCUCCAUAACCUGGAAAGCUCGUCGCAUACCUGCCGGGGCAUCUGCGUGGGACAUUCCUUUCCCGUUUGCUCCAGGGCAAGCUCCAAAAGGCUACAUACAGAAAUGGUACGGAAACCGCCGAGCAGUUCUCCUUGAGGACAUCAAACAGGCUGUGAAGCAUGUUGUCUUCAAGGCAGAGACAGCGCGCCAAGCCGAGAUUCAAUUAGAUGCUCUGGCGGGUUGGGGAGAGGAUGCUAACGACCAGGUUAGGCUCUCAAGGGUGGCAAAUGCUAUUCAUCGAGGCCUCCGAAAAAUGCUUCAACGGCAGGUGGAGUUCAUGGCAAUCGAUCUGGAGCAGUUACCCGACCUCCCCGGCAACUCGUCUGGCGUCACUCCACAUUUACUGUUGACGGAGUCUCCAUUGGACCUCCCUGCUGUUGAAGAAGUUGUUGGACAAUGCAUCAGCCAGGUCUGCCAGGGUACAAGCAACACUGACACGCUUUCAAUUCAUCUAUCACCCCCAGUUGGUGAGCUGCCUUCAUUGACGGACCCGGCAGAGGCGAGCUCCACGACGAACCUCUCCCAGGUUGAUGCUUUUGGUGGGACAAAUGAAGCAUCUUCAUCCUCUCCUUCCUUCCUCCCAACACCAUCCUCGUCCCUCAGCCCAUCUAUUUCAGACAAUGGCCAUGAUCUCCCUUCGAUUCUGUCAAAUCUUACUGUCCCUGACUCAAUGAUCGAUCCCUCUCUUUUGGACACAGCAUCAUGCCAGGACAUGCUAGACGAAGCCGCUGACGCAAGUGAGCCUACGGUGCCAGAUUUCGACCUGGACGUACUCGAACGUUUCAUUGCUCAAUUUGGUAGCAACGAUGGAAUCACACCCACACCUCCUGAAAGCCCAGAAAUACCUGUUCCAUCUGUUCCUUCGCCCGUAACGGCAUCCCAGCCUCCAAGACCAUCCAAACGCAAAUCUCGCCCGGCGCCCCGUGCCCGAGCGAAGCCCCGCGCCGCGCGAUCCCCCGCAUCUACUGGCGCCUCCACAACUGCCACUGUCUCCAAAAAUCAGAUCGUAGUGAGCGAAGUGUGCAAGCGUGCUCAGGAGACGCGCGAGCGCGUCAGAAACCAACUGCAGAGCGUCGAGAGGCAAAUGAAAGAGUUGGCAGUCGAAGAACGAGUCUUGUUACACCUGGUUCGGGGUUUGGCAGCGAAGGAGAAUGUUGUACCUACAACCAGCUGACCAGAGGGUGCUGCUUUCUUCGAUUGGAGGUUGUUCAGGCUGGGGUGGGGUGAGGGAGGAAAUGGGUCAAUGAUCGUCAGAACCCUGGUCUGAGAACGUUUGCCCCAAUUCGACACAUGUUUGAACCUAUCUUGUGAGUUAAAUCGUACCAUAGCU